This is a messenger RNA of Olea europaea var. sylvestris, 879 nucleotides long. RefSeq names its product disease resistance protein RPP13-like. The record is from RefSeq and is a predicted model, not a curated record. Bases 1 to 879 code for a protein of 292 amino acids. Gene Ontology annotation, biological process: defense response to other organism. Lineage: Eukaryota; Viridiplantae; Streptophyta; Magnoliopsida; Lamiales; Oleaceae. The transcript has a single exon.
AUGUUAUGGGUUGCUGAGGGAUUUAUAAAGCUAAUUGCACAUAAUAAUUUGGAGGAAGUGGCAAAGAAGUAUUUGGAAGAACUUAUUGAUAGAAAUGUAAUUAUGGUUCAUUACCGGAUUUACACUGGUGAAAUCAUAACCUGCAGCAUCCAUGACAUAAUGAGAGAACUGUGCGUGAGGAAAGCUCAGGAGGAAAAGUUUCUUUACAUUACCGAUCAAAAAGUUGAGAUUUCUCUGGAAGUCAUGAAAAAUCAGUGUCAUCUAAGUAUUCAUCGAAAAAUGCAGUAUGACAUAUCAGACAUAUAUGACUCAACUAUCCGUUCGCUUCUAUACUUCACAGAUAGUCUAUUGCCAAAUUCUCUAUGUUUUCAGCUGCUCAAGGUGUUGGAAGCAGGCGAUAUAAAUUUCUCUGAGUUUCCAAUUGAAAUAGUAAAACUUGUUAAUUUAAGGUAUAUUGCUUUGUCCUACACAGGGAUAUUCAAGAUUCCUGCCUCAAUAGCUAAACUUUGCAAUCUUCAGACCUUGAUUGUUUUUCGAAAUUUUAAGGGUAAAAUAUUGUUACCAGAGGAACUCUUGAAGAUGCCACGGUUAAGGCAUCUCUUGUUCGAUGAAGCUUUCUUGCUCUGUUCUCAUGGUCCACAAAAUGCGAACCUACAAACACUUUCUGGUGUAAUAGAUUUCGGAUUCACUCAGGAGGCCCUUCAAAUAAUUCCAAACCUGAGGACGUUGGGAAUUUCUUACUAUUGUGACCGUGAAACUGGGUUGUCAUUAUAUUGUCUUGAGAAUUUAGUCCUCUGCUUGAACAACUUGAAAGUCUUAAGUGCAAUUUCUGGAGACAUAUUCCUCUGCUUCAGAACCUUGCUUUCCCACCAAAUCUGA